Messenger RNA from Rotaria sp. Silwood2, 849 nucleotides. The record is from the annotation of a GenBank genome assembly. NCBI's taxonomy places the organism in Eukaryota, Metazoa, Rotifera, Eurotatoria, Philodinida, Philodinidae.
AUGGGGAAAGCUACUUCGACUAUCAACAACAAGGAUGUACCUUCAAACUACCAUACGGUGGCUAUUUGUCCAAAUCUUCCAAGGGUAAAAAAAUCUUAUAAGAAUGAAAAGCUCAAGAAUCUUCCACCUAUGGACUACUGGAUAAAGAAGAUUGAUAACGCGAUCGAUAAAGAACGCUAUAAAAUUCAACAUAUCGUUGCCAAUGGUCCUUAUACAUCGUCAACUCAAAAUCAUGCAAUAUUCUCGGCAUUUCUUUUUGCUUACAAUUCACAUGAAGACAUUAUUUUAUCUCCAGACGAUAUUUGGCUUAUGAUUUGUAUCUAUUUUUCGCAAUAUAUAAACGAAAAUGCCCAACAACUUCGAACACUUCUCAUUGAACAUAGUGGUCGAAAACGGUUGAUUGUUGAACAAUCAGACAUGAUUGAACCCGAUUGGAAGAAUUUUUUCGAGCAUAUGCAAAUAGAGUUAGGCAAGAAUGUGAAAAACGAUGUCAUGGAACUGUUGACAUGCAAUUUUUCAACAACAACUAAAAUUGAAUCAUUCCUUUCAUGUGUAGCCAUCAUGGAUAUAUUUAAAAAGUACUUCGAAUAUGAAUACUAUAUUACUAUGUGUGGUAUACGCAAUGUUCACUUCAUGGGUACACUCGAAGAUUGGAAGCUUCUACGUAAUAAGACUGCUAAACUCAAGAAUUUGACUGCACCCACUCGUGAUAAUUUCGGUAGUUAUAUCGAUGGUCUAUUACCUAUAAUUGAUCAAUUUAUUCAAACGUAUCAAGGCAAUGUCGAUAAUCAAUUCUGGAACAAGGUCAUGGAUAUCGAGCAUGUUGGUGGUGGAGAAUCGGGAAAGUGA